Molecule: messenger RNA, 936 nt
Organism: Nycticebus coucang (slow loris)
Lineage: Eukaryota; Metazoa; Chordata; Mammalia; Primates; Lorisidae
Product: olfactory receptor 14I1
Exons: 1
Coding region: 1-936 (311 amino acids)
Biological process (GO): G protein-coupled receptor signaling pathway
Cellular component (GO): membrane
Molecular function (GO): olfactory receptor activity; G protein-coupled receptor activity; odorant binding
Source: RefSeq, a predicted model, not a curated record
AUGGACAAUCUCACAGAAGUGAAGGAGUUCCUGCUCAUGGGGUUUUCUGAUGUCUGGGGGCUGCAGAUACUGAGUGCUGGGCUGGUCCUGCUGGUUUAUCUAACAGCACUGGUGGGGAACCUGCUCGUCGCAAUGGUCAUCACGCUUGAUGAGUGUCUUCACACUCCCAUGUACUUCUUCCUGAAGAACCUCUCUCUCUUGGAUAUGUGCUACAUCUCAGUCACGGUGCCUAAGUCCAUCCAUAGCUCCCUAACUCACAGCAGCUCCAUCUCUUACUUUGGCUGCAUGGCCCAGGUCUAUUUUUUCUUUGCUUUUGCAUCUGCUGAGCUGGCCUUUCUCACUGUCAUGUCCUAUGACCGCUACAUCGCCAUUUGCUACCCCCUCCAAUAUGGAGCCAUCAUGACAUCAGGAAAAUGCCACCAGAUGGCAGUCAUCACGUGGCUGAGUUGCUUUUCCUAUGCAGCAGUCCACACUGGCAACAUGUUUUGGGAGCACAUUUCAAGAGCCAACGUGAUCCGCCAGUUCUUCUGUGACAUUCCUCAUGUGUUGGCCCUAGUUUCUUGUGAGGUUUUCUUUGCAGAGUUUGUGACGCUGGCCCUGAGCUCGUCCUUGGUGCUGGGCUGCUUUGUUUUUAUGAUGACCUCCUAUUUCCAUAUCUUCUCAGCAGUGCUCAGAAUCCCUUCCGCUGAGAGUCGAGCAAAGGCCUUCUCCACCUGCUCCCCGCAGUUGGUGGUCAUCACACUCUUUCUUACCACAGGGCUAUUUGCUGCCUUGGGACCAAUUGCCAAAACCUCAUCUAUCACAGAUUUGGGUAUUGCUCUGGCAUACACGGUUUUGCCUCCUUUCUUGAAUCCCAUCAUAUAUUGUCUUAGAAAUAAGGAGAUCAAAGCAGCUACGUGGAGACUAUGUGGGAAAAUAAAGCUUCUGCGAAAGUAG